Messenger RNA from Pogonomyrmex barbatus (red harvester ant), 2418 nucleotides. RefSeq names its product 5-taurinomethyluridine-[tRNA] synthase subunit MTO1, mitochondrial. Gene Ontology annotation, biological process: tRNA wobble uridine modification; tRNA methylation. The record is from RefSeq and is a predicted model, not a curated record. Gene Ontology annotation, cellular component: cytosol. NCBI's taxonomy places the organism in Eukaryota, Metazoa, Arthropoda, Insecta, Hymenoptera, Formicidae. Gene Ontology annotation, molecular function: flavin adenine dinucleotide binding.
CAUGAUAUAAUGUUUGUCUACGGUUGUGAUCAGCAUGCGAAAUAUUUGAUUAACUAAUCGACUGCGACUUAAUUAAGCGACAUUACAAUUGCAUAGACUCUGAUUAUAUUAAGAUCAUUAUCUAUUAAUACUUUACAUUACUUUGUCUCUUUAAUUAAUACAUCCUUUUUGCCCUCAUAAUCAGUCAUAGUACAGUCUAUAUAUUUUUAAGUUCAUGAUGACAAUCUAUUUGUAACAAAACUUGACACUACUGUAAUUCGUUACACAUAUAAUACGCAUGUGCCUGACGUCGAUUUCAUUACAAAAACUGACAAUUUACAUAAUACAAUUGUACGUGCACUUAUAAAAUAAAAUUCGAACGACUGCAAUAGUGAGACAAAAUGAUUUUUACAAGAAUGAGGUCAUCUUUGUUACAUCGACAAAUGUAUGAUGGGUGUUUCAAACAGAAACGAUUAUUGAGAGACCUAAUAAAUAAAGAUACAAACAAAUUUGAUGUGAUUGUUGUUGGUGGUGGUCAUGCUGGGACCGAAGCGUCUACUGCUGCUGUUAGAAUGGGUGCGAAGACACUGUUGGUUACCCAGAAAAAAAGUACUAUAGGGGAAAUGUCAUGUAAUCCGUCCUUUGGUGGAAUCGGAAAGGGCCAUCUGAUGAGAGAAGUGGAUGCUUUAGAUGGAGUAUGUUGUCGGAUAUGCGAUAUUUCAGGAGUACAUUAUAAGGUUUUGAACAAGAGGAAAGGGCCGGCGGUAUGGGGUCUCAGAGCUCAAAUUGACAGAACAUUAUAUAAGAAACAUCUUCAGGCAGAGCUUUUCAAUAUGCCUGGAUUACAUAUUUAUGAAUCCUCUGUAGAAGAUUUGAUUUUGGAAAACGAUUCUCUAUCUUGCCAUGGAGUAAUUCUCAGAGAUGGAACAGAGAUAUUUGGUGAUGCUGUAGUUAUAACUACAGGAACUUUUUUGAAAGGCCAAAUAAACAUCGGAUUAGAGAAAAGGCCUGCAGGUAGAUUGAACGAUGAACCUAGUAUUGGUUUAGCAAAUACACUUGACAAACUUGGGUUUCGAAUAGGAAGAUUGAAAACUGGAACGCCGCCGAGAUUGGAGAAAGAAAGCAUCGAUUUUACCAAAUGUAUGAAAUCUUUGCCGGACAAAUCUCCUAUGCCAUUCUCGUUUAUGAACGAUAACGUAUGGCUACCGCCUGAGGAGCAAUUAUUGACGUAUCUAACAUACACAAAUGAAGAUGUAGCAAAGAUCAUAAAAGAUAAUAUGCACUGUAAUUUACAUGUCACAGAAGAGAUAUCGGGUCCGCGAUAUUGCCCGAGUAUAGAAAGUAAAAUUUUGCGAUUUAAAACGUCACAACAUCAGAUUUGGCUAGAACCGGAAGGCCUUGACUCGCCAUUGAUUUAUCCUAGUGGAUUAUCGUGCACUCUACCAGAAGAGAAACAAAUAGAGCUUGUUAAAUGUAUUCCAGGAUUGGAAAACGCUCGUUUAGUGAAACCUGGUUACGGUGUCGAAUACGACUAUAUAGAUCCCAGAGAAUUGACUAGUCAAUUGGAGACCAAAAAGAUUCCUGGACUAUUCCUUGCCGGACAAAUAAACGGUACCACUGGUUACGAAGAGGCAGCUGCACAAGGUAUUGUUGCGGGAGUUAACGCGGCUGCUAAGGUAUUUGAGAAACCACCGCUUUUGAUAAGUCGAACUGAAGGUUACAUUGGUGUCCUCAUUGAUGAUUUAACUACAGAAGGUACCACGGAACCGUACAGAAUGUUCACCAGUAGAUCAGAGUUUCGGCUGAGAUUGCGUCCCGAUAACGCUGAUCAGAGAUUGACGGAGAAAGGUUAUGCGAUAGGCUGUGUUUCUCGCGAGAGGCUCGACAAAACGAGAAAAAUGUUUAAUAAAAUGCAGGAAGCUAUACAAAUACUCAAAAAUGACAUACGGUCGAAUUCGAAAUGGCGGAAAUUAUUAAAAAUAAAGAGCUCGAAAGCCACUGGGCCCAAAUCAGCAUUUGAUAUGCUGUCUAUAACAACCGAGGAAAUCACGUUUGCGCAGUUAGCGAAAUUGUUGCCGAAUUUAGCACAUUUGGAUGGAGAUCUCAAUCUAGCAAGAAGAAUAGAGAUAGAGACAAAAUAUGUUCAUUUUGUUGCGGAACAACAGGAUCAAGUGGACGAUCUCAGGAGAAACGAGCGCAUGAUUAUACCCGAUGAUAUCGACUAUGAUAGUCCUGAUUUAAAUUUAUCGAAUGAAGAUCGAGAGAAACUUGCAAAAUAUCUUCCACGCACGAUUGCAGCGGCAAAUAAAAUUUCUGGUGUGACACCUACGGCUAUAUUGCGGCUACUUUAUUAUAUUAGACAUUACUCCAAGGAGAAUGUGCAAGAACAUAGAAAUAUAUUAUAAAAGUAAAAGAUAAUAAAUAAUUUAAUUCCUUUCA